AUGCUGCAUUCGAAGAAGAAUAGUGCUUCAAAAGUAUAUGUCGUAUUUUCUGGUAAAAGGCCAGGAAUAUACUACUCAUGGAGUGAAUGUUCUCCUAUGGUUAUCGGAGUUAAGCGUAGCAUCUUCCAGUCUUUCAAAUCUCACGAUGCGGCCAUAUCGACGUUCGAUGAAUUUGAAAAAUCUGCUGAAGGUAAACGAAGACUCAAAUCUAUGGUUUUUGUUAUUUUUUAUGGUAAGAAGUCGGGAAUAUACAAAUGUUGGUCUGAGUGUGUUAAUAUGCUUGUUGGAGUCGAGGGUAGCUACUUUCAAGCUUUCCAAUAUUAUGAUGAAACCUUAAAAGCCUUCAACAAAUUUCAUAAAGCAAGUUGUUCACAGAAAGAGUCAUCUUCAAACUCGACCGUUGAAGAAAGUGAAGAAGUGGUAACAAAUGAAAGUACAGCAAGUGCUAUUUCAUCUGCUAUAUUAGCGAGCAUAUUUAUUGGGUUGAAGUUGUCAGAAAAUAUUGGAAACUAA
Nicotiana tabacum (common tobacco) is the source of this 513-nucleotide messenger RNA. The record is from RefSeq and is a predicted model, not a curated record. NCBI's taxonomy places the organism in Eukaryota, Viridiplantae, Streptophyta, Magnoliopsida, Solanales, Solanaceae.